This is a messenger RNA of Galdieria sulphuraria, 769 nucleotides long. RefSeq lists its product as uncharacterized. The record is from RefSeq and is a predicted model, not a curated record. Lineage: Eukaryota; Rhodophyta; Bangiophyceae; Galdieriales; Galdieriaceae. The annotation marks the transcript as partial. The transcript has a single exon.
GGAGUAUGUUUACAAUACACAAAGCCAGCGUCGAGAAAGUUUCAAGAUUUUCUUNAAUGCCAAAGUAUCCUGACUAUGCAGAUCCUCGCCGUCUUUAUUCAAAGCAUAGUGNGACUUGAACAGCAGUUGUAUCAUUCAACUGCCGCUUAAAGAGAAACUUUGCUUUUUGUAUCAGUCGGAUAUAACAGAUUAUUUGCACUUUCAAUAUCUUACUUGAAAGGUAUAUUCUUAUUGUAUCCGUUGUUAUCGAGCGUUUUGUUGAUGUUUGCAUAUGCUUGGUGAUUUCCAAAAUAAUAGAGUUUCAUACUUUUCAUCACCAAUAAAACACAUUCUUUUCUCCAGUUUCCCGGUAUAAGGUAUUCCAUGAAUGACCUUCAAGAGAGUGUCCUUGAGCGAUAACUUGGGUCUCAGGAUUGCAGUUCCAUCAAGAAAAUACUCAUAAUUGCUAUGAAUCAGAUCAGCUCACUCCUUAUUACUUUAAAACUUUGUAUAGAGUUUGCAAGUAUCCAUUAACGCCAUUUCUUAAACUACAACGUCUCUCAGCCAACAUAAGGGUCUUGCAGAGUAAAGGUUUUUAAAUAUGGAAUGGCUUUCAGUUAGGAAAUGGUUGAAGGUUAUACAAGUCUGCUUUAGCAAAAUAAUUUUUGGGCUCUAUCUUACUCUGUUUUAGCAUCGUUGUGAGGAAAACUAACGGCUAUAGUUACUAUAUUGGAAGCCCCAUUUGAUAUCCUUAUAGAAGACAUAUUCACAACUUGGUCAUGAAGUCGAA